Messenger RNA from Halichondria panicea, 6153 nucleotides. RefSeq lists its product as uncharacterized. The record is from RefSeq and is a predicted model, not a curated record. The coding region runs from base 4465 to 6075 and encodes 536 amino acids. The transcript has 21 exons. NCBI's taxonomy places the organism in Eukaryota, Metazoa, Porifera, Demospongiae, Suberitida, Halichondriidae. Gene Ontology annotation, cellular component: membrane. Gene Ontology annotation, biological process: multicellular organism development; cell communication; Notch signaling pathway.
AUUUUCACAGAAUUCCUAGUUUUGAGAGCUGCUUUUUGUUUUAUAUCAUAUUCUUAUGUCACAAUUCAUAAAUUCCCUUUUUUUACCACAGUGCACUCCGUAUUAUACAAUCAUGAACUUUUACUAUACACCAUUAAUUUGCUAAGACUGUGCAAAAGUACACCAGUGCAUGUGCAUGGGAGUUACAUUCCCCCAAAAAACGUCUUUCUAGUUUACGUACAGUAUUCCAAUGUGACUGUAAGUCCACCUCUUGAUACAGAUGAGGAUCAUAAGCGUUUUUGAACAGCAACCUGUAGGUAACCAAUGAUUGUGCAAGAUGUAUAGUGAGUAUAUUUUGAGGGUAUAAAUGUUCGUGGUUUUCGUGGAUUAAGCACGUACCAUGAACAUUUCUAACCGCUGAUUUAAUAUCGCAUGCAUGCAUUCUACAAAAAGGCUGCCAUUCCAUGAAAAUCAAAUCCACGAAAAUGUAUACCCUUGAAAUAUACUCAUUAUAUGGUCAGAUUCUCAAUCACUAUACGCUACUAAAUCUUUGCAACACAUGAAUAAAAGUGUUGAGCACUGUGAUUCCUUAACAUGGGAAAUGCUCCCACAUUCAAACGAGCAUGCGCAGUAUAAAAGGGGGCUGGGCAGUCCAGAAAAUGGACGCAUAUAAUUAUAAAAAAUGGUGGAAACGCACGCUUAUACUCUGGGAGCUAUAUAUAGAGCUCUGUGAAGCUAUAUAUAUAGCGCUCUGGGAGGUACUUAGACUAUAUUUAGAUCUAAGUCAGCAACCAGACACGUGUACGAGUAGUUUGCGCUAUGGCAAGUCAAAGAAAUCGUUUCAGACAUUCUCUAGUUGUCAAUUUUGACAAUCAAGCAGCUAAGGCUGCAUUCAAGACAAGGGCUGAGCAUGCAUGCUCUGUGCUUUCUCCUGCUGGACAGCCAACCCUGGUUUGAUGUCAGCCAUGUUUGACCUGGUUGAGCAGCUGAUGCCCCAAGCAGCUAAGGCUGCAUUCAAGACAAGGGCUGAGCAUGCAUGCUCUGUGCUUUCUCCUGCUGGACAGCCAACCCUGGUUUGAUGUCAGCCAUGUUUGACCUGGUUGAGCAGCUGAUGCCCGCGCCUUACGCGGGUAGUCUUAGUGUAGUUCCUGCAAGACAGUCUUUCAACAAAGACAGUGGCAUCUAUACUGGUAAUAUUAGACCAGAUGAUGAAGCUGCAUUCCUCACUGAGAGGACGUGUCUGGCUGAUUUGUUGGAGGGGUUGAAGACAUCUUGUUCGUGUGGCUUAUCUGUCAACCCUUGGACAGUAGGAUCACUUGUUCAGAAGGGCCAUGUCCUGAGGCUGAAGUUCUCGUGCCGCAGAUGCCAUGUCGCUGAGAGAACGUGGUCCAGCUCCAGAGUGUUUGGAGCGCGUUACUUGUUGAACCAAAAAAUGGUUCACAGUCUCACCUGUGCUGGUGUGCUGCCAGUCUAGUACAUCAAACUCUUUAAGUUUGCGGGAAUCGGCCAUGUUGGACAUGGGUACAUGAACAAAAGUGUACUACGCCAGUGGAUACUCUGAUAUAGUGGGCAGGAUGGCAGACGCGAGGAGAGCAUGAAUGCUGCAGUGGAUGAAGUGAAGGCCCUGCCAGCUUAUGCCGAGAAUGGAGAGUGGGUCAUUACUGACGCCAGGCAUGACUCCACUGCUAAUGCCUACCACACUACUGUGCCUUGUCUCACUGGAAGCACCAAGAAGAUAGUUGGGAUAUCUACAGUGUCUCGAACAGACCACGGUGUUGCUCAGACACGAGAAUUGCAGUGCACUAAGAUUGCUGUGCCACAGGCAAUUGCUCGUGGUCUGAAUAUUGUAGAAGUAGCGCAUGACAUGCAGCAUCAAGUGUCUCGUUACGUGACCUCUGAUCUGGGACUGAAGAACUCCUUUGAUACAUGGCAUGGGACCAAGAAUUUGUCAAAGUGUCUGUUACUCAGGGUCAAGUUAGAGACAAGGAACUGACAUGGUUUCCUGAGCUGGUUGACAAGCGAAAGAGUAUAAAGGUGCAUCUAUACUGGGCUAUAAAGAAUUGUGAUGGUGAUGGCCAGAAGCUUCGUAGUCUGAUAGAAAAUAUCGCUAUGCACUAUCAGGACAACCACCUUGAAUGCCACCCUUCAUCGACUUGUCAUCUCCCUCACUACGCUCCUGGCAAGGAUCUGCUGACUGACCCGGCUACUGUCCAGCAGCUGGAGAAACAUUUGAAGGACUCUUACAUCUAUCGCUUCCCAGAGUCCUUUUGUAGGUGUCGUGAUAUGUAUUGGGUGGAAAGUUUCAACCACCAGCUUCUCUGCUACAUCUCAAAGAGGAUCCACUACUCUACCAGGGUUUUCUCUAUGAGAAUGAACUUGGCUGUGUUGGACUGGAAUGAGAACGUGGGACGAGAGCACACAAGCGAGCGCAAGUUGAAAGACCUUCGGCAAUUUGACCGCAGAACAGCCAUGAAAGCUCUCGUCAAGAAAACGCAUCAGUUUGCUUAUGGACCACCUACGUUACAAAGAACAUGACGAGCUUGGAUUUUCUUGAUGAAGAUGAUGGCGAUGAUUCUGAUAUUUUAGAAGAUGGGGAGAUUGUACCUGAUUUAAACAGUGAUGACGAGGGUAAUGAUCCUGGCUGUGUGGGACCAGAUGUUGCGCAGCUCCUUUGCUCGUACUCCUCGUCCUGCCACACCCCAAGCGUGUUCAGACACCUCCAAAACAGCUUGUAGGCCCUGUGUCGCUUCUCUGCAUUGGCUGGAUGUGGGUCACAUGAUCCCUUCAAAAACGUUGGAGGCUGUUGAACGACGCACGGGGCACAGAAACAGUGUGGACAGUGGUUUUGAGCCCUCUGUGGACGGGCACAUUAUGCUGUAGUGUCUCGUAACCACGAGGAAGAUCGCGCACACUCACAUCUGCUGAAAGAAAGCGAUAAUAAUUGGCUAAGUUGUACACGUAUUGUGAUAAUUAUGGUCACUUACCUUGCCUUUCUUCCAGAUCAAUUUCAUUCUCUGGUCUAACCACCCUCUCCCAAACGAUCUCUGCCCUAAACCCUCUUGUUGGCUGGUGAUCACGAAUGAAUUUGUUCAAUUCUGAGAUGAAAACUUGAGGAGGAAUAUCGUCGUAUUCAACUCUAACCUGGAACAAAACUGUGUAUAGCUUCAUAUUGUUUGUAUUGGUCUUACUUUUAUGGUUUUUGCAGCCAUAGUAAGCGCUAGCAAAGAUAAUAUCUCUGUGGAUAGUAUAGCUAGCUGUGUAUGCAAGUCUUGCGGCACAAUUUGAAAUUGUAAUCACUUCCUUCCGGACUGCCCAGCCCCCUUUUAUACACGGGAGCGCGGCGUGCUAUCGCGCUUUGAUAUCUGACGCAUGCUCGUUAAGUAGUAAAACAGACCACAGUGCUUAAACAAAAUCCAUACAAGGAAUGCGUAACGCUGUACGCUUUUACUGGUGUGUUGCAAAGAUUCUGCAAACUCCAGUACUACAUACACCAUUUGGGGCCUUUGUAUGCAAGAUUACCUAUAAUGAAAUUUAAUAUACAAUGCACUCUCCAAAUAGCGGACACUUUGACUCAGAGCAUACAUGUGGUUGGCAAUCCAAAACCUCUCAAGGAAGAUCAUGCACCACCUCUUUAGGCUGUUGUCUUAUAUGGAGGUGAUUCCACUGUACCACAGCAAUUUCUAGCAUAUGUACACAGUAGUGUAUGAUUUCAUUAAGUUGUACAGUUGUAUAAAUUUGUGUUCUUAGCAAAAUGUACAAAUUAAAUUGUGUGCACUCAAAUCCAAAUUGUACAAAUUUGUACAUGUUUUUUCUCCUUAGAACUACUUCAAACACAUGCAGAUUAUUAUGCUUUGAGGCGUAGCCCCACGGUGUGUGUGUCUUGUCUGUGUUGAAAUUAAGCACACUAUUUUCUUUUUUUUCUUAACAUGUUACUGAUCUCAACCGUGCCUCGAGCUGUGUCUGCUAUUUGGGGCGUGUAUCACCAGAAAUUUGGAAUGGUAUCAGACACACCUUACGGUGACUGACAUACAAAAACACAUAACAAAAAAGAAAUUUGAUACACAUGCUACAGAAAUAGCAUAUGCUUUGGUGUGUGGGCUUUGAAGUUCAUUGAGCCCAAGAUCAAGUUACAGCAAUAAUUACAAAAAAUUGAUGCUCGAAACUAUAAUUAGUGUGGUCAAAACAAAAAAUUCCUCUAUUACAUUGAAGUAUCAGAUAUAAGUCAUAUGAGGAUGUGAUAUUUUAUUGCAGGCAUCUAAUCAAGCAACUUCAAAGAGCCAUAUGGUACCAUACUUGGCUAGAGACAGACAUAAAACUGUUGCAACUCAAUCCAGAAUAUGGAAUUUUAACAAUGAAGCCAUGUCUAUGCAUGACACCAUAACAAGUAGUAGCAAUUACACACCACCAGUAGUGCUCUUGAGUUUAGUUCUAGUACUGAGCUUGUUUUAGUUACACAGUCAACAGUGUGUACAUAAGUCGAGUAAAAUGAUUUACAAAGUGAACUAUCUGACACUGAUCAUCGCAGCAGUCACUGUGGGCAUCAUCCAGGCUGACUACAUUUUCGAAGUCCAGUUUCACUCAUACAAAAACCCAACACAAAGAUCUCAAGCUAACAAUGGUUGCUGUGAUGCCAACAGCCAGUUAGAAUGCCGUAGUGCUUGCGACACCUAUUUGUACAUUUGUUUGACGCAGGCUUCAAACAUGCAAGUAAGUGUUCCGGCAAUUUCCCAAGAGUGUCCAUUUGGGUUCCUACAGACUGACCUUCUUGUUAAUAGAAAUGGAGACAAUGUUGUAUUCAGUGAAGGAGGUAGCUUGGAUGUCAGUGGGAAUACUAACCCUUCCAACUUUCAGAGCCAAGGACCAUGGCUGGGCACAAUACAGCUGAUAAUUCAGUCGUAUGAUCGCGACACUGGAAAUGAUGACUACAUUGACAUUGAGUUUAUUAACCUGAUUGACUUAGAUGUUGAGGCAGCUACUUUCACACAGAGUAAACUAUACAUUGGAACAUUUCAGUUAUCGACGUACGAAUUGAGUUUUCGAGUAAAUUGUGCUCAGAACUACUACUGUAGUGAUUGCAAUACAUUCUGCAUAAGUAGGAAUGAUUCUUUCGGUCACUACUACUGCAAACAAGAUGGAAGUAUAGAGUGCUUCCAAGGCUAUAUGGAUCCUUCUACAAACUGCACACAGUGUAAAACAUCUGAAGGAUGCUUGUCAGUGGGAGGAUACUGCACAGAGCCAUAUGAAUGCCUGUGCUUGGAGGGCUACUUCGGAGAAAACUGUACAGUAGCUACUGGGAACCACUUCACAGAGCUGACAGGUGCUAUAGCCGGUAGCACUGUAACUGUGUUAUUCCUGUUAAUUGCAAGUCUGGGAGUUGUUCUCUGUACAGUGGUGGUAUACAAAAAGAAAAAGCAAUCUAUCUCAAACAUGGGAGAAGGAGGGUUUCAAGAGAAUGCUACCUACAUUGAUUUCAUACAAAGAGACAGCUUGAAUAGAAGCGUUGAGCUAGUGAUUUCAUCAGGAUCAAACUAUUCACUGGACCCACCUCCUACUGGACAUAUCAAAAAGCUUGCAGUAUCCCAUAAUGAGACAUAUCAGGACCCACAUUAUAUUGGAAGUAAUCACCCUACCCACAGUGAAAAUAUUAUCGCUUUAUCGGACACUGAUUCAAGCAUGUCAUUACAAAGAGCUCGCUCUUCAAAUAUCGAGCAAAUUACUACAACAGUUGAUGAUCAGGAUUUAUCUCUUGAAGAAAUGCCAAUGAAGAGAAACAACAGCUAUAGAAUGUUAGACAUUGAGGCCCUAGCAGGAAACUCUGAAGGAGGACAGGAUAGCAUUUACAGCUACCCCAAAUUGAAACCGACACAUACUCAACUACAAGAUCAUGGGUACACGACUAUUGGUACGAAAACGAAUAGCAAUUCUGACUCAUAUUCAAAAAUCGAGCUGUCAAACAUGUACGAGAAUAUUUCAAGUGAAGAUAACAUGAUGCAUAAUGAAAUGUACGGGGCUUCAAUGAGAUCAGAAGAAAGCUCUGUAACUGGUUUGUUUGACCCAUAUAUGAACGAUAGAGAAAAUGUUACUCCUCAUAAGUAGACAUAUCAUAUAUCAUGUAGGGCAGAAAUGUGUAGGAGAAGACCAAUAAAAAGCCAUGAUAGUUAUAUGUAACUUUCA